This is a messenger RNA of Manihot esculenta (cassava), 1271 nucleotides long. Its product is annotated as adenylate isopentenyltransferase 3, chloroplastic. The coding region runs from base 225 to 1175 and encodes 316 amino acids. Gene Ontology annotation, cellular component: mitochondrion. The transcript has 2 exons. The record is from RefSeq and is a predicted model, not a curated record. Gene Ontology annotation, biological process: cytokinin biosynthetic process; tRNA modification. NCBI's taxonomy places the organism in Eukaryota, Viridiplantae, Streptophyta, Magnoliopsida, Malpighiales, Euphorbiaceae. Gene Ontology annotation, molecular function: tRNA dimethylallyltransferase activity.
AAGAAGAUCAGUGUAUGCUGACACCGGGAAGAAAAUUAAUGAUACCAAUCAUUACAAUCAUCUAAUCUCAACCUUUUUUUUUCAAUUCUCACUGUUUUAAAUUUCAUUAAUCAAGAUCGAUUCGAUUUACCAUUAUCUUUAAGUGUUAAAAGCAGUUUGGAUUUAAUACUACUCGCUAAGAGAGAAAGGAGUCGGUGCCAUCCUAUUUCACUCGUAGGUUCAUCAUGAAACUUUCCAUGUCUAUCUGCCACCAAACACAUAGUCACGUGCUUGACAUUCCCACCAAUAGGCUCAAAAUGGACAUUGUAAGGUGGCAGAAAACAAAGGUGGUGAUUUUAAUGGGCGCAACUGGCACUGGCAAGUCCAGACUCUCCAUAGACCUGGCAACCCAAUUCCCAGCAGAAAUCAUCAACUCUGAUAAAAUGCAAAUCUACAAGGGCCUUGAAAUAACAACCAACAAAAUCACUGAAGAAGAGAGAUCCGGUAUACCACACCACCUGCUUGGAGAAGUAAAUCCUAAUGCAGACUUCACAGCUAAAGAUUUCUGCAACAUGGCUUCACUUGCUGUUGAAUCAAUUUCGACUAGGGGCUUACUUCCAAUCAUCGUUGGAGGCUCCAAUUCAUACAUUGAGGCCUUGGUGGAUGAUGCAGAUUAUAGAUUCCGAUCAAAAUACGAUUGCUGCUUCCUGUGGGUGGAUGUCUCAAUGCCUGUGCUGAACGAUUUCCUUUGCAAGCGAGUCGAUGAAAUGGUUUUCAAAGGAAUGGUUGAUGAGGUGAGGAACAUCUUCGAUCCCUUGGCAGAUUACUCCAGAGGGAUCAGGAGAUCGAUCGGAGUCCCGGAGCUGGACAAGUACUUGAGAGCUGAAGCUUUUUCCGAUGGAGAAAACUGCGAGAGACUAUUUCUUGAAGCAAUACGUGAGGUUAAAAAUAACAACUGUAAGUUAGCUCAUCGGCAACUGGAGAAAAUCCGGCGGCUGAAAAAUGUCAAGGGGUGGAACAUUCAUCGGAUUGAUGCCACUCAAGUUUUUCGUAAACGAGGAAGCAUGGAAGCCGAGGAGAUGUGGAAGAAGCUUGUGGCCAAACCCAGCAGCGCCAUUGUUAGAGAGUUUCUUCACAGAGUCACAGCUGCCACUUCAGGAAUAACCAAAGACUUUAUUGCGCAAUAUGUUUUCUAAAUUCAAUAUAUGAAAAUAUUAUACAAUAAAUUUGGAGAAUAACCUGAAAUGAAAGUAAUAAUUUCGGCUAUUUAAAUUAGAACACAUUAAUAAAUG